Molecule: messenger RNA, 1959 nt
Organism: Brugia malayi
Lineage: Eukaryota; Metazoa; Nematoda; Chromadorea; Rhabditida; Onchocercidae
Exons: 17
Coding region: 1-1959 (652 amino acids)
Molecular function (GO): protein binding
Source: RefSeq, a predicted model, not a curated record
AUGAGAUCGAACGAACAGACCAACGAGAAUGAAGAAAAAAUCGAAGAAUUCAUAAAAACAACGAAAAAAGAUGGAAAAAAGGAAGAUGAUUCAAAGAACAAGAAAGACAAAGAGAAGCGUCGAGAUUCCAUAACAGGUUCAACUCUGGAUACAAGUUCAUCAAGUAGUUCUGUAGAUUCGGAUGAAGUUGACAUGACAGAACACAACAACUCAAGAAGUACGAUGACUUCUGAAGAAUCGAAGCUACAAGUGGACAGAAAUCUAAGUCGAAAAGUCAACGAUUCUGUCAGUGAAGUAAUGAAGAGAAUUUCGAUGAUUUCAAAUAUGGGACUAGAUGAACCAUCUGAAUCAGUUGUGGAAUUAAACAACGACAGAAAAAAUAUGCAGAUAUUGGAAGCAGAUAAUGGUAUAGAUGAACGGAAUGGCCCAGGCAUCAGUGCAAAGAAAUCGAGAAAGCGCAAUCGGAAGCAAGGUAAAAAAGACAAACGAGACAUGCCAUCAGAUCAAAAUGAAAUGCUUUCCAAUGAAGGAAACCUUUUAUGCACAGCCGAUGAAGGCGCAAAAAGAGGAACAUUAGAGACACUGAAUGAUAGUGUUAUGGGUUCUUGUCCAAAACUGGGAGCCUGGAUGGUAAGAAAAGAAGUUAUGAGCGUCGAUGGAAUGGAGGCGUCGAAUUUAUUGUAUAUGACUGAUACCAGCAAUAGGUUUGCCCAGCGCUUCACUCAUUGGAUACGAAGUUUUUAUAACGCAGCUGUUGAUGGUGACAUUGAAGAAUUCAUGAUUAUGUUUAACUGUAUUUUGCAAAUUUUGAAAAAGAGUGCUGGUUGUGAUUAUUAUAAACGUAUGUCUGGACAUCAUUUGAAGGAGCAUGUGAUGAACAAUGUUAUCUGUGCAUUCUUUGAUAAAUCAGAGAAUACAUCUAUUUUGCAUCUCCUUUCACCAACCAAAAAUACCGACCGUCCAUGUAGUAUGAGAAACCAUGGUUACUGCAGAUUAAUUAAAAUGAUUUUGAGUAUGUUACCGUGGAAAAGUCGGAGAAUUUUACUUGCUACAUCUACAAAAAGAACAGGAAAAACUGCUUUGCAUUUGGCAGCUGCUACAGGACAGCCUUGUCAAAUGCAAGCUUUGAUGGAUUUUGGAGCUUGGCCAGAUUUCUUCGACCAUUCUGGGCGUGCACCAAUACAUUACGCAAUUAUGAGGAAUAACUUAGAAAUAGUAAAAUUGCUUCUGUGGUAUGGAGCAGACAUAUCAUUAAGAGAGCGUUCGGCGACACCUCUACAACUUGCAGGCUAUUCACCAACAACCACAUCGAUAUGUGAUUACCUGCACGCGCGAGUUAAUGCAUUGGAAAAAAUAUUUAUGCAAUGGAUCAGGAAGUAUGUGAGAGGUGUUUGGACACCUGUACAUGCUAUUUCUGAUUUGCAUUUUGCAAGAUUAUCAAAAGCAUGCGAUUCAGGAAGAGAUGCAUCCCGGAAUUUCACGACCAAAAAUCGUAAAAUUCAUAUAAAUAUUUCGAAGACACGCAAUGGUAACCCACAGCUGAAGAAAUGUCCGUUAAUGUUACUUUUCAUUGUACCAACAUUCUACAAAGGAGAAGACAGAAUAGCAGAUGCUUCUAAUCCACAGAUAUUUUGUGCAAAGAUGCAAAAUGUAAAUGGCUUUGUUGUUAAAUUACUUCCAUCGAGGCCACUAUUAAGUUGCUCGAAAUGGAGUAUUGGUAUCAAGUCAGCCCUCGAAAAACCUCAUAAUGGAUAUUUUUAUGUCUAUAAACUGCCGGAAAAUAUUGAAGUCGAUUCAUACACACUCCACUUAAUGGUAGAAUUAGAAGAACUACGCUUUCAAGCUCCUCACAUUACGCUUGCAAUACAGGCUUUUGCAUGUGGUCCACCAGAUUUGGAACAUUAUAAUGAACUGCGAGGUUUCGUAACUCACUCGAACAACAAGACCAAAACGGACUGA